AUGGCAGGGAGCUUUUAUGUUGAUAUUAUUCAAGUAGGUGUAUCAAUGAUCUUAAUUAUUGCAAUAGGUUAUAUCCUUUCAUGGUUACAACUCUUUGAUGCCGAUGGUUUUAAAGCAAUGAACGCAUUUUCAGCAAAAAUUUGUUUUCCUUUUUUACUUUUCAGAUCCAUGGCUUCACGUCCUUUUAAGGAAAUCUCAGUUAGGCCUUUGUACAACGCUCUUUUAUCAAGUGCCUCUUCACAAAUUGUUCUAUUAGUAAUAUUUUUCUUUAAAUUCGAUGAUAGAUUGUAUACUUAUCUUUCGACUGUUAUUUCUAGCUGUUAUAUUAACUAUAUCAUUCUUGGUUUGCCUAUUUUCACUUCAAUUUGGGGAAAUAACUACAACCAAAUUCCAGCCAUUUCAUCGUUUUGCCAUUACAUAUUACUCGUUCCAUUGUUCAUUAUUAACUCACAACUCUGGAAGAUCAAAAAAGAAAAAGAAGAAUUGUUCAAAAAGCAACAAUUGGAAGGUGGCAAAAAUGCAGAUGUUAAGUUGCAAAAACUUACAUGGAAAGAUGUUGUAAUGGCAUUUUGGACUGCCGUUAAAACACCUCUUGUUGUUGGUAAUAUUAUAGGUAUAAUUUGGUCAGCAAUCGGUAUUCCAUUCCCUCCAUUUUUCAAGAAACUAUCUGAUUACGUUGGCGAUGGCAUUACAUUAUUUGCUCUUCUUGGUAUUGGAAGAUUCCUUCAGCAGAAAUCCCUUAUUUCCUGCCACUGGUUCCAACUGCUAUCAUGUCUUGUUGUACGUUUCUUCAUAUUUCCAGGUUUCUCCUUCCUUUGGUCAUAUGUUUUCAAAUUCCCCAACAGAAUAGCAAGACAAUGCCUUGUUUUAUCCAUGUUGCCGGCUGCUAAUGCAGGAUUCAUUCUCGCUAACUCAGUUGGUAUUGGAGCGAAUGUUGCAUCUGCUAUGGUUUUCUGGUCCUUGAUUUUCCUUGUUCCUGUAUUGCUUUUGUGGUUCUACAUAUUAGAUCAUUAUGAUAUAUUCCAUGAUGACUUGUCAGAUAUUGAAAAAACAUAG
Messenger RNA from Trichomonas vaginalis G3, 1056 nucleotides. Its product is annotated as intracellular auxin transport. Bases 1 to 1056 code for a protein of 351 amino acids. Gene Ontology annotation, cellular component: membrane. The transcript has a single exon. Lineage: Eukaryota; Parabasalia; Trichomonadida; Trichomonadidae. Gene Ontology annotation, biological process: transmembrane transport. The record is from RefSeq and is a predicted model, not a curated record.